GUGCAAGGAGACACGCAAACGGAUCGGGGGGCAAGACAAAGUAGACAUUGCGCCCGGAAAUAUAACUACCGUUCUCGAGGCCGAUGAUGUGAUCGGUACUUUCCGAGCGUGGACACUGCCAUUCUGGAGUUAAGCUGGCAGUGACCUAUGUCCUAUGGCGCAGACCCUUUAUGCCGCAGCUGGCGCGGCCAAUAACAAUUUCCCUGCUGAUACCAGUGCUUUUACUGCGAAACCAAUCGAGGACUUCGGUUCAUCUCGUCUUGCCCAACUCAUAGCACUCGCUGAAGCCGAGUUUGAGCAGAGAGUCGCUCCUAGACCAUCCCAGGAGGAUGUUAUGCUGGAACCUAUACUCGCUCCAAUCGCGAGUUAUCACCAUCAUAGCGAAUACAACCGUUCCAAACUCGGCUCCAAUCCCGCUCGUAUUUGUGGAUAUAUUCCUCUGAGUAUCCAAUUCCCAAGCCACGUCAAGCUCUUGCGCGAGAAACAGGCUAGCAUGAUGUCAAACAGAGUGUUCUACUCCGCCUCGCAGGUUAAACCUGACCCUGAAAAUGCUCACGCCGUUACUCCGUCCCAAAGUCUGCGGUCACCCUUGAUUUCAGUUGACCGCAAGCCGCGUAGCGCGGAGGUAGAAACGCCUCCACUUCCUUAUAAAUCUCUUGAACCCGAGACAAUACCUUCGUCCGAUUCCUUGGAUCAUCUAGCUGCUGUGCCAGGUUUUCUUGAAACCAAGUUAUCGUUGACUUCCAGGCAGGUGAUUUCCCAUGCACAGCCAUGCUUGGGGCAAUCGAUUUCUGGGCCAAGGCGUGCAUCGCAGGAUCUGUCAGACGUGACGGACCUCUCAACACCCAAGACUUCAUUCACGCAUCCAAUUAAUGUUGCCACAUUAAUACCAUGGGAGCUUCUCCCCCAAGUCGCUCAGAAACUGACUGCAAAUCCUUUCUCCAAGCCUAUCAUAUUUACACUUCCACCUGGAGAGACGCUGCUCGCGUACCUAAUGAACCAGUCCACUGCACAUUCUACAAAUGCAACCACCAUUACAUUGACUACACUCAAUCAGCUUCAGCACGUUUCAAAGCAGGCUGUUCCGGAGCUUUCAAUUUCCUCAAUGAUGCAGAGUCCCAGCACUUUCUUUCAACAAGCUUGGAAUGCCGUUCUUCCUAAUGCGUUCAGAGCUGGUGCAGCCGAAUCACCCAUCACAAACACCGCAAGCCAUCCAGGUCGCAUGUCGAUGAUGCUGCCAUCUGGGCCAGUCGCGUUAGCCCGCUCUUUGGCUGGACGCGCUGAACAUAGACGCACAAUGUCAAUCGCUACCAGGGAACUGGGCAAUUUGCUGAUCUCUUCUUGUCCAGGAAAGAAAGUCAGACUGAACGGUGAACACAAAACUGGACGACAGGCGAUUUGCCGCGAUUUGGCAGUUGACCUAACUCGGAUGAAGAGUUUGGGCGUAUGUUGCAUCGUUUGUUGCCUUGAUGACGAUGAAUUGGACCUCUGCCUGGGGCUUGACGUUCUUCGUAUCCCUAUGCCGGAGGGCCUUUGCCCACUCAAUCCCGCGUAUCUUGAUGAACAGAUCGAGAAAAUCAUCAGGAACUAUACUCUUCGCGGUUUGAAUGUCCUGACUCAUUGUCGUGGUGGGGUUGGAAGGGUAAGUAGCCCCACUACACUAUCCUUUCUUCAGUGACUACGUCUGACUUUUCAUUUUAUAGGCAGGGUUGUUCGCAUGCUGUUGGAGCAUCAAGUUAGGUUUAUGUGGUCCCAUCAUAAGUGCCGACGCACCACCACCAGGGUAUGUUCGCCGUGACGCUCUCGCAAUGGUGGAAAUCGCAGUUGGUUGCGUUCGCGUUCGAAGAAGUUUAAAAGCUAUCGAAACCUACGAACAGGUCAA
This is a messenger RNA of Cantharellus anzutake, 1882 nucleotides long. RefSeq lists its product as uncharacterized. The transcript is spliced from 6 exons. The record is from RefSeq and is a predicted model, not a curated record. Gene Ontology annotation, biological process: dephosphorylation. The coding region runs from base 155 to 1678 and encodes 507 amino acids. Lineage: Eukaryota; Fungi; Basidiomycota; Agaricomycetes; Cantharellales; Hydnaceae. Gene Ontology annotation, molecular function: phosphatase activity.